Molecule: messenger RNA, 346 nt
Organism: Entamoeba invadens IP1
Lineage: Eukaryota; Evosea; Mastigamoebida; Endamoebidae
Product: glycoprotein FP21 precursor, putative
Exons: 1
Biological process (GO): SCF-dependent proteasomal ubiquitin-dependent protein catabolic process
Cellular component (GO): cytoplasm; nucleus
Molecular function (GO): cullin family protein binding
Source: RefSeq, a predicted model, not a curated record
GUUGAAGGUCGAAGGCACCGUGUUAGAAAAAGUCGUCGAGUGGUUGAACUUCCACAACGAGCACCCAUUGAUGUACCCGGACUUUGUUAUUGGUGACAGAGACAAAAACGCCGACCUCCACCCAUGGGAUGUCAAAUUCUGUGAGUCGCUUGAGAAGGACAUGCUCUUCGAAAUGUUGAAGGCUGCUACUUUCAUGAACAUCGAUAUGCUCGUCGAGGCUACUGCAAAGACAAUUGCUAAAAAUUUGGUCGGAAAGACCGUCGAACAGAUGAGAGCUUACCUCAACGAGGAGAACGAUUAUACCCCUGAGGAAAUCGAAGAGCUCAAGAAGAAGUACGCCGAUUAA